This is a messenger RNA of Lampris incognitus (smalleye Pacific opah), 3089 nucleotides long. It is a transcript of the gene med24, whose product is annotated as mediator complex subunit 24. Gene Ontology annotation, cellular component: mediator complex. Gene Ontology annotation, molecular function: transcription coregulator activity. The coding region runs from base 1 to 2958 and encodes 985 amino acids. The transcript is spliced from 25 exons. The record is from RefSeq and is a predicted model, not a curated record. NCBI's taxonomy places the organism in Eukaryota, Metazoa, Chordata, Actinopteri, Lampriformes, Lampridae.
AUGAAGGUAGUAAAUUUAAAACAAGCCAUUCUGCAAGCAUGGAAGGAGCGAUGGACAGACUACCAGUGGGGCAUCAACAUUAAAAAGAACUUUCCAAAAGGAGCAACAUGGGACUAUCUCAAUUUAGCAGAGGCCCUUAUGGAGCAGGCAUUGAUCGGCCCUUCACCAAACCCUCUUAUCCUCUCUUAUCUCAAAUACGCCAUAAGUUCCCAGAUGGUGUCUCAUUCUAGCGUACUCACAGCCAUCAGCAAGUUUGAUGAUUUUUCAAGGGAAUUGUGUGUGAAGGCACUAUUGGAAAUAAUGGACAUGUUCUGCCAUUGUCUCAGCUGCCACGGGAAGGCAGAGGAAUGUAUUGGAUUAUGUCGUGCCCUUCUGGGUGUGGUGGUGUGGCUUCUGCUGGGCUGUUCCUGGUAUUGUGAGAGGCUCCGGGAACUGGGCCCAUCAGCCGGCACAGAGACAAGUCUCAGGGCCUGUCAGGAGAGGCUACACAACCUGACAAGCAGUGCCAAGAACAGAGCCCUGGUCCACAUCGCUCGGCUGGAAGAACAAGGCUCCUGGAGUAAUGUCGAGCAAGCCAUGCAGAAAGUAACAGACAGCCUCAACAGUCUGACCAAUCAGACACUGAGAACCAAACUAGAGGAAAGCGUGUCCUUGGUGAAGGGCAUUCCCCAUAUGCUGACAGUGCAGUGUGACCCCCCACUCCAUGCCUCCUUUCCCUCCGUCCAUGCCUUCAUCAUGCUGGAAGGGACCAUGAACCUGACGGGGGAGACGCAGCCACUGGUGGAGCAGCUGAUGAUGAUCAAGAGAAUGCAGCGUAUUCCUGCCCCCGUCCUGGUGCUGGAGAUCUGGAAAGCCUGUUUCACUGGCCUCAUCGAAUCACCCGAGGGCACCGAGGAGCUGAAAUGGACCGCCUUCACCUUCCUUAAGAUCCCACAGGUUUUACUGAGACUGAAGAAGUAUCCUCAGGGUGAAAAGGGACAGGACUUCAUGGAAGACGUAAACGUUGCCUUUGAAUACCUGCUGAAGCUCACGCCCCUGCUGGACAAAGCUGACCAGAGAUGCAAUUGUGAUUGCCUCAGUAUGCUGCUGCAGGAGUGUAAUAAGCUGGGCCUGCUGUCAGAUUCCAACACGGCCAACCUCACCUCGAAACGGGAGUACACCCCAAGGCUGAAGACAGCAGAAAAUGCCACCAUCCAGCCUAACCCCGGUCUCAUACUGAGAGCAGAGCCCACAGUCACUAACAUCCUCAAGACUGUCGAUGCAGACCACUCCAAGUCCCCGGAGGGCCUCUUAGGGGUCCUGGGUCACAUGUUAUCUGGCAAGAGCUUGGAUCUGCUGCUGGCGGCAGCUGCUGCCACUGGGAAACUCAAAUCAUUUGCACGGAAGUUCAUCAAACUGAAUGAGUUUCCCAAGCACAUCAGCGGAGAAGGAUCCAAGUCUGCAUCAGUCCGAGCCCUGCUCUUUGACAUCUCCUUCCUCAUGCUGUGCCACGUAGUGCAGACCUACGGCUCCGAGGUGAUUCUGUCAGAGCCCAGCCCCUCGGGUGAGACCCCGUUCUUUGAGACGUGGUUGCAGACCUGCAUGCCAGAGGAGGGGAAGACCCUAAACCCAGACCACCCCUGCUUCAGGCCUGAGUCGGGCAAGGUGGAGAGCCUAGUGGCCCUGCUCAACAGCUCCUCAGAGAUGAAGCUAGUUCAGAUGAAAUGGCAUGAAAUCUGCCUGAGCACGCCAGCGGCCAUCUUGGAGGUCCUGAACGCCUGGGAGAACGGUGUGCUCUCUGCAGAGGCUGUACAGAAAAUCACAGACAACAUCAAGGGGAAGGUGUGCAGCAUGGCCAUCUGUGCGGUGGCAUGGUUGGUGGCCCACGUCAGGAUGCUGGGGAGGGAUGAGCGGGAGAAGCCUCAGACCAUGAUCAGACAGCUGGUCACCCCAAUUUAUGGCGAGAACACUCUGCAGUUCUACAACGAACGGGUGGUGAUCAUGAGCUCCAUUCUGGAACGCAUGUGCGCAGAUGUCUUCCAGCAGACGGGUCAGGUCCUACGGGCCCCAAUGGAGGGCCAGGAACCCAUCCCGUACCGCAACCUGCUGCCUUCCAAAGAGCCCAUCGACCAGGCCCUUAGCAAGCAGUUCCAGGCAGUGCUGCGCAAGGGCUGGGUGGACAGCCGCGCUCUUCACCUGUUUGAGAGCUUGCUGCACAUGGGAGGAGUCUUCUGGUUCACCAAUAACCUGGUCAAGGAGUUGCUCAAGGAGACGCGGCAGGAGUGGGCCAACCGGGUGGUGGAGCUCCUGUACAGUAUCUUCUGCCUGGACACCCAGCAGAUCACCCUAACCCUGCUGGGCACCAUCCUGCCCAACCUGCUGACCGACCCGGCCCACUGGCACAGCCUGGUGGAUCCACCUGGCAAUGCUCUGGCCAAGUUGUGUGUUUGGUGUGCACUCAGCUCCUACUCAUCUCACCACAAAGGCCAGGCUUCGGCCCGGCAACGCAAGAGACAGAAAGAAGAUAUCGAGGACUACAGCAGCCUCUUCCCCCUGGAUGACACACAGCCCUCCAAACUGAUGCGCCUGCUCAGCUCCAAUGAGGACGAGCCGGUGACCCUCUCUAGUCCAGGGGACCGGUCGAUGAGCAGCUCCCUGUCGGCCUCCCAACUUCACACCGUCAACAUGAGGGACCCGCUCAACCGCGUGCUGGCCAACCUCUUCCUCCUCAUCUCCUCCAUCCUGGGCUCUAAGAUGGCAGGUCCCCACACACAGUUUGUCCACAGUUUCAUGGAGGAAUGCGUGGAGUGUCUGGAGCAAGGGAGCCGCGGAAGCAUCCUGCAGUUCAUGCCCUUCACCAUGGUCUCGGAGUUGGUGAAGCUUCCUGUUCUGGCCAAGCCGAAGGUGGUCCUGGCCAUCACAGACCUCACCCUGCCCCUGGGCAGAAGGGUCGCCGCCAAAGCCAUCGCCGCCUUAUAGAUGGACCUGAUGGCUGCAAGCUCAGCUCCUCUCCCAGUACCACAGCAAACCUGUGAUUUUGAUUUUUUUUUUUUUGGAUAUACAGUGGCUUGCAAAAGUAUUCAUACCCCUUGAACUUUUCCACAUUUUGU